Messenger RNA from Magnolia sinica, 1827 nucleotides. Its product is annotated as zinc finger protein CONSTANS-LIKE 16. Lineage: Eukaryota; Viridiplantae; Streptophyta; Magnoliopsida; Magnoliales; Magnoliaceae. Gene Ontology annotation, cellular component: nucleus. Bases 132 to 1448 code for a protein of 438 amino acids. Gene Ontology annotation, molecular function: zinc ion binding; protein binding. Gene Ontology annotation, biological process: regulation of DNA-templated transcription. The transcript has 2 exons. The record is from RefSeq and is a predicted model, not a curated record.
CGGAGAGAGAGUAAAAGCGCUCUGUAGGUCAGCCUCCUCCCAGAGGCAAUUAUUGCCGAGGAACGCCUCUAAAUAACAGAUUCCUAAAAAUUUCCCUGUUACAGUUUACUUCCCCUUGGUUUUAGUUCGCCAUGAACGCGGAGAAGAAAGCUGCAAACGCUUUGGGUGCAAAGACAGCAAGGGCAUGCGACAGCUGCCUACGUAAACGAGCCCGCUGGUUCUGCGCUGCUGACGAUGCCUUCCUCUGCCAAGCCUGCGACGCUUCUGUGCACUCGGCUAACCCUUUGGCACAACGCCAUGAGAGGCUACGUCUCAAGACAGCAUCGCUCAAGCCUGGUGGUGGCAGCGGCAGUGGCGAAAACAAUGUUGUAGAGCCUUUGCCUGCAUGGCACCAGGGGUUCCGCCGCAAGGCACGCACUCCACGCCACUCAAAGGCAACUACUACCAACGAGCUGCAGGUGCCAAAGAUCGAGCCGAUGCCAAACCCACUCCUAGUGCCGGAGCUGGGCAGCGAUGAGCCAUCACUGGAUGAAAAUGAAGAGCAGCUUCUCUACCGUGUUCCCAUCUUUGAUCCUGAGGUGGCUGAAUUCUGCACCUCGUCUGUUGCGGAGACUGCCUCUAAUGGGGUUACUGCUGCUGCUGCUACUGCUGCUGCUUUUGUUCAAGAAUUGAAGCCUGUGAUUUCUCCUGACUAUGUAGAAGCCACAGCAGCUGCUGUUGAUGCACUACCUGGAUUUCUUCCAUCUGAUGUAGAUUUAGCAGAGUUCGCUGCAGACGUAGAGAGCUUACUGGGCACAGGGAUUGAUCAGGACUCCUUUUGCAUGCAAGGGUUGGGGCUGUUGGAAUCAAAAGAGGAGGAAGACAUGGAUUGCUGUUUCGAGAAGAAAGGAAGGGUGAAAGUAGAGGAAGAAGAGGAAGAUGAAGACACAGUGGGCUACGCUGUUUGCCAUGUAGAUGCAGAACUGGAUCUGUCGAGGGACACUUUGGACUUGAAUUUUGAUUAUGCGUCGACGGGAGAAGAGGAGGAAGAGGAGGUGAAAGUGGGAGCGAUGAACAGGUACAGAAGCACAGAAGAGGAGGAGAGUAAGAGAAUAUCACUUACACUCAACUAUGAUGCGGUCAUCACUGCCUGGGCUAGCCAGGGCUCGCCAUGGACCACCGGUGAUAGGCCCCACAUCAAUCCUGAUGACUGCUGGCCUGACUGUAUGGGUACAUGUUUUCCGGAUCUUCGCCAGUAUGGAGGAGACGCAGGAGUCGGGGGACAAGUGACGGUGGGAGAUGGAGGGAGGGAGGCCAGGGUUUCUAGAUAUAGAGAGAAGCGUCGGACACGGCUUUUCUCAAAGAAGAUCAGGUACGAGGUCCGAAAAUUGAAUGCCGAGAAGAGACCGAGGAUGAAAGGUCGAUUUGUGAAGAGGGCGUCGUUUGCCGGGCCUGCUUUUCCAUUCUAAGAAUAAUCAGACUAAAAUAAUCGUCGCUUCUUCCAUCUAAUGGCAAGCUGGUCAAUUUCCUGUAUAAGGAAUGACCCAAGAGGUGUACCAAUCCAGGUGUCUCCCGUCCCUAAAUAAAACCCAUAUAUAUAUAUAUAUAUAUAUAUAUACACUCUCUCUCUCUCUCUCUCUCUCUCUCUCCUCGGAGCUUAUGCAUGGCACUGCAAAAGGAAUAUUUUGGCAAACGGGAAAGCCGGAGGUUUUCAUUAUUUACAUGUUUUCAUGUACAGCGGCGAGUAGGAACAAAAGGCAGCAAAGCUAAUUUUUCCAGUUCGUACAAAAGUGGUGAUCCCCCAAAAGUUUGAGGUGCUUGUUACAAUAAAUCCCAUACCAUUUUUUU